Molecule: messenger RNA, 6701 nt
Organism: Pogoniulus pusillus (Red-fronted tinkerbird)
Lineage: Eukaryota; Metazoa; Chordata; Aves; Piciformes; Lybiidae
Gene: THNSL1
Product: threonine synthase like 1
Exons: 2
Coding region: 569-2791 (740 amino acids)
Biological process (GO): amino acid metabolic process
Cellular component (GO): cytoplasm
Molecular function (GO): pyridoxal phosphate binding
Source: RefSeq, a predicted model, not a curated record
GUGGGCGCGGAGAGCCAGGCCGAGCCCAGCGGAGCCGCACCCAGCCCAGCCGAGGCAACGGGGCCAGGCAGGGCCGCCGCCGCCGCUCCCCAGGGGAGGUGGGAGCUCGGGGUUGCGCUGGCUGCGGGGGGCGGACGGGCGAGACCGACCCGGCUCCGCGGUGUGGCGUUUAUCCCCGUGCGGUGCCGUGCGGCUCGGCCGCCCACCCACCAUCGCCUCCGCCUUCUCCCAGCCGCACUUUUGACACCUUAUGGAUGUCGUCAAAAGGGUGGGGGGCGAGGGCGGUGGUAAAGCACAGAAUUGUUUCGGUUGGGAAUCCCAUUAAGCCCUGUCCAACCGUUCUCUAACUCUGCCCAUGCUAACCCAAGUCCCUCAGCACCGCAUCUCUGCCACUUCCCAACGCCUCCACUGAUGGGCAUUCAGCCACCUCCCUGGGGAGCCUCUACCAGUUGAGAAGCCUUACAGGGAAGGAGUUUCCUCUAAUCUUCAGCCUAAACCUCUGCAGCAGUUAAGUGGAUUGUGAAGUCUCUUGGGGAAAAAAAAAGUCAUCCAAACAAGCCAACAGAAGAUGUUUCGCAUCAUUCGGCAUCAGCCUAUGAGACUGCUAACCCAAACCAGUCUUUCUAGCACAUGUUUAAAAGGGAUGCUUUCAAGACCUGUUGCAUUUGUGCAGAUCUGGAAGUCGUGGUUCUCAAGCCAUCCUCUUGUUGGAAACAAAAAUAUUAUCCUGAUGGGACCUCCUGGUGCUGGGAAAACAACGGUCGGGAGAAUAGUAGGUCAGAAACUGGGUUGCCCUGUCAUAGACAUAGAUGAUGAUGUCCUUGAAACAACCUGGAAUAUGAGCGUGUCAGAAAAACUGCAGGAUGUUGGUAGUGAGCAAUUUUUAGAGGAGGAAGGAAAAGCCCUGUUGAAGUUAUCAGCAUCUGGAAGUGUCAUUUCCCUUACUGGGUCCAAUCCCAUGCAUGCUGCUGGCAUGCAGCAUGUGAAGACGAAUGGAAUAGUUGUGUACCUGGACGUGCCCACAGCAGUCAUCAUGAGCAGGUUGCAGUCGAUGAAAGUGGAUCGCAUUGUGGGGCAGUCUCCUGGCGUUUGUCUCAAGGACAUACUUCAGUUUAGGAAGCAGUUCUACAAAAGGUGGCAUGACAUCCGUGUUCUUUGUGGAGGUGAUAUUGCAGCAGAGGUUGUAGCAGAAAAGGUACUUGAUGCUGUGAAGAGAUACCAGAACUCAGAACUGGAAACUUUCAUUUCCACUAGGUCUGGUAGGUCUGAGAGGAGCAUGGACAAAGACUCUGAUAAAUAUUUCAGUGAUGUCGUAACGGAGGGCUUAGCCCCUGAUGGAGGACUCUUUGUUCCUGAGAAAGGACUUCCCAAAUUCACUGCUGGAGAAUGGCAGAGCCUAAUAGAAGCAACUUACGUUGAAAGAGCCCAGGUGAUACUGGAAAGAUGCAUACACCCUGCUGACAUUCCUGCUCCUAAGCUGGCAGAAAUUAUUGAAACAGCUUAUGGAGAAAACUUCACUUGUUCUAAAAUUGCACCAGUCAGGCACCUGGCAGGCAAUCAGUUUCUCCUUGAGCUAUUUCAUGGACCAACAGCAUCGUUUAAAGAUUUUGCACUGCAGUUGGUGCCACAUAUAUUUGCAUACUGCAUUCCCAGAAGCUGCAACUACUUGGUUCUGGUAGCUACUUCUGGCGACACAGGGAGUGCUGUCCUAGAUGGCUUUAGUCGUCUCCAUGACACGGACAAACAGAGAAUUGCUGUGAUGAAUUUUUUUCCUGAGGAUGGAGUAAGCCCAAUUCAGAAAUCACAGAUGAUUGGCUGUCAGAAAGAAAAUGCAUGGUCAGUAGGUGUCAAAUCUGAUUUUGAUUUUUGCCAGACAGCUAUAAAGCAAAUCUUCACUAACUCUGGUUAUACUGGCUUCCUAACAGUGGAGUAUGGAACAGCUCUAGCUGCAGCAAACUCCAUCAACUGGGCACGACUGCUUCCUCAGGUAGUUUAUCAUGCCUCUGCAUACCUUGAUCUUGUUCAUCAAGGUAUUGUUCCUUUUGGAAGCCCUGUAGAUGUCUGCAUUCCUACAGGAAACUUUGGCAACAUAUUAGCAGCUUUGUAUGCUAAAAUGAUGGGAGUUCCUAUUAGGAGAUGCAUAUGUGCUUCCAAUGAAAAUAAUGUUUUGACUGACUUCAUAAGAACAGGUGGUUAUGAUUUGAGGGAAAGAAAAUUAAUUCCCACUUCUUCACCAGCAGUAGAUAUUUUGAAGUCCUCUAAUCUUGAGCGAUACUUGUACAUGAUUGCUAAUGAGGAUGGGCAACUGGUGACACAGUUGUAUAACCAGCUGGAAAAUCAGGGCCACUUCCAGCUAGGGAAAGAUCUACUUGGAAAGCUUCAGCAGGACUUGGUGGCUGGGUGGUGCUCAGAGGAGGACUGUCUGGCUGCCAUUCACUCUGUCUAUAGCACUACAGGAUACAUUUUGGAUACACACACAGCUGUGGCUAAAGUAGUUGCAGAUCGAUUACAAGACAGAAGUUGCCCAAUUAUUAUUUCCUCUACAGCUCAUUAUUCCAAGUUUGCACCUGCUAUCUUGAGGGCCUUGAGAAUUGCAGAAAUAAACCAGAAUCCAGUAAGCCAGCUUCACUUGCUGAGUUCUUACAGCCCACUGCCUCCAGUGCACUGGGGCCUAUUGGAGACCCUGAAAAAGAGGGGGAAUGGGGAUCACCAGGUCUGUGCUGCUGAUAUGAGUAUGCUAAUGUCCCAUAUAGAAACCUUAAUUCAGAGUCAUUUUAUGAAGGUUUUCUGAUCAGCCCUCCACACUGUCUAUGGCCACACCUUCUUAACAAGCUGCAUGUUUUAACUGAGCCAUGAUUCACCUGGCCUGUGCCCAGCCCACAGUGUCUCAGCCACCGUUUUAUACCCAGCUGUGGAGUUUUCAGCAGUAUUUGUAACACCUGGGAGAUUUGUGGUAGCGAUGGAAAGUUGUGAACUCAAAGUGCAGAAGACUGGAAUGCUUUUCUACAGGCCACACGUAGCAGAUGCCAGGACUGCUGGCUGUCCUUGGCAGUGCUGUCUCCUUCACAAACCUAAGAGCUUCUCCCUGGAAGGAGGAAGGUAAUGAAGUCUGACCUUUCUGAAACUUACAGCCCUUAUUUUGUUGCCAGACUAAUGUGGUCAUUUGGGCAGUGGGUGAGAAGUUAAAAUUUAACUCCCUUCACUUAGGGCACCAAAACAUAAGAUACUGUGAUGAUGUUCACAUGUUAUUAAUGAGGAUUGAUUUCACUAUAGACACUGGAUUAUGCUUGCAUUGUUAAUCCUUGAACCAUUUGAUUUGGUGAUUUGUUAUGGUGUGGAAUGUUUUGUGUGGAUUGUGAGGCCAGCUUUUAUGUAAAAAAACCCCAACUGGUCAUGUUGUUUUUCAUGCCUUUUUGAUGUUUUAUUGUGUAAAUUAGAAUCCUUUAUUCAAUAUUUAUAAUAUUUUUUGAUCUGUGACUUCAAUGUGUUGUAGUCCCUUUCCUAGAUCUUUUCUAUUUGAACUUUCAGCUUCAGAAUCCCCUUUUAAUGUUAUAAAAGAACUUGCUAGUAUCAGCAGCAGUCUCCUUGAAUAAGAGCCAGACUUCACCAUUUAUUUCUUUUAUUCAUAGUCCUUAGAGUCUAACUUUUAUCCUUGAGGUCAUACAGCUUUAUUGUACUAAACACUUCUGUUUCCAUGUUUUUUCUUAAAUGAAUUUCCUUGGCAUGCAUAAGAAAGUAGCUUCCCAAAGUGCUUGGCAUCUCAUUGGGGAAUGUGAAGGAUGAAUACGAGGGUCUGGAAAGUGUGAUAGCAUCAGAAGUAUUCAUUGUGUAACCUAAAAUAGAUCUGUGUUAGCAGUCUGGUUUGGCUAAUGACAGGUUCUUUAUUGUUCAGGGUUUUUUCUGUCAGGGAAAAAAACAGAGCAGGUUGCCCUAGGAGAUCAUUUAACUGUGGACAAACGUGUUCUGCUGACUGCAGAUUGUAUUUGGCAAGGACGUAAGAUUAUAACUACAUUUCACACUGGGAGAAAUGGUGAAAUGAUGUAUUGGCAGGUUUUGAAUAGUGUGCAGAUACAGGACAACAGUAAGAGUCAUCAGAUGUGAGAACACAGAGCUAUGGGAGGCUGUUUCCCACUAAGAUUUGAACAGGAAAAGUAAUCAGAAGAAGCAGUAAUUGAUGACAGUGUAGCCUUUCAAAGAGGCAACGUCUUCUAGAUGUCAGGACUCAUCUGAGGCUUUGAACUGUUGCUUCCCCUCUGUGUCUGCUUCUACUUUAUGCCAUACGAGAGUUGAAGGCACCAUCUAGUCAAAUUUCAAGAGUUGUCAUUUCUUGCAGCUCAAAGAGAAAGACCCAAGCAUGAUGUGCAUCUGCCGUGGUGAAUGCCUCCUACAAUAAAAUGACACGGACCUGCUGGAGUGGGUCUGGAGGAGGGCCACAAAGGUGAUCAGAGGGAUGGAGCACAUUUACUAUAAGGAUAGGCUGUGAGAGUUGGUGCUGUUCAGCCUGGAGAACAGAAAGCUGUGGAGUAGACCUUAGAACAGCAUUUAAAUAUCUGCAGGGAACCUACAGGAAGGCUGGGAAAGGACUCCUUAGAAGUGCCUGUGGUAACAGGAUGAGGGCAAAUGAUUUGAAACUGGAGCAGGGUAGAUUUAGGUUGAACAUUAGGAAGUUCUUUGAGAACAGUGAAGUACUGAAACAAGUUGCCCUAACAGGUGAUGGAGCCCCAUUCCCUGGAGACAUUGAAGAUGAAACUUGAUGGGACUUUGAUCAACCUGUCCCUGCUUACAGCCACAGUUGGACAAAAUUACUUCUGAUGGCCCCUUCCAACCCGAUGUAUUCUGUGAUUAUUAAGUUAAACAGUCAGACCUCAGCUGGCAAAGGGUUUAUUUUGGCAUGACUCAGAUGAUCAAUAUUUCAAAGGUCAUGGCAGCACCUCAAGUUUGCUUUGAAGGAGAAGGUAUUAGUAACAUUUCUGCUUGCUAUUUUCAUGUCAUGUCAACCACACUAGCAGCUGAUAUGAACUGAGUAAGGAAAAAGAAGUUGCACUUAGUUCUGGGCUUUCAAUUUGGACUGCAUGUGUGAAAGGCAGUGUGUGUGGUAUUGGUACAUUUCUCAGUGUCUGAAGGCUUUUGCAGUAUUUACUCAAGUUUUAAAAUGAUUAAACUUUGGACUUCAUUAUAACUUCAGUGAAUUAUUUCUGUGCACCGCAUCUGCUUGUGGAGCCUAGUAAUGGGCACUGUGAAAUGCUGCAGCAUGAGGUGAUCCUGCAUGUGGCACUUGUUUGUAGUGGCUGUGAUGUGCAACCCUCUGCUUUGCCUUGUCCUGCUGCACCCAGAGGAAGGGAGGAGAAAACAUUUCUGGUAUACUCCAGCUGUACUAGCAGCAGGGCCAUAGCAUAGUAAGGGAAACGAUCCUUCUGCUUUCCCAGCCCAGCUUUUCUGAGUGCCAGUCAGCAAAAUACUGUGGUUCCACACAUGCUGCUAUUGUUAUUGCUCUUCCCUCCCCACCACACACUAUCAGUAUUCUGAAAGAUUCAAAGGGCAUUAAAGUCUGAGUGCACAUAAGUGCAGGGCUUUGGCUUUUGCAGACCUCGUGCACACUGAAUAUUUGUUGUCAUGCAAUAUGAACUUCUUAGUGUGCUAAUGAUCAACAGAAGCAUGUCUGCCUUGUGCUGGUUUGCAUAGUUCUUUAAGGUACUUUGGUUUGGUGUACACCCAGUGUGCUCCAGUUUGGCUGAGGGUGUUGAAGUCUAAGUCAGUACAGCCAGGUUCACAGUGUGAGCAAGCAUAGAGAGACAUCUCCUCCACUUUGUUGACCUGGACUAAGAGCAUAGCUUUAGUUGUGCUGCUGUUCUUCUGUAUAGAUAAAUCUUUGCUGAACACUAAUACCACACAAAACCUUGAGGACAGAUGUACCAAAUGGAAGGACAAAUGUGGCAUCUAUAUUUACACUUACAAGAGUGGAAUCAUAGCAUCAUUAAGGAAGGUACUUUGUUUUGCUUACAGCCUUGGCAGCUGCUCGUUACUUGCCUUUAGUCACAGUCCUACCUCACAGGGGCACAGUGAUUUGAAGGGUGGACAGGGAGGACUUCUAUCCUGGUUUUGCUGUGCCAGAACGCUAGGCCAGCCAGGGGCUGCAGGCUAGCAGCAGCUCUGAGGCAGCCAGGACAGCUGUGCUGAGUUGGGUGCAGGUGUGUCCCAUACCACCACCAUCACACUCAGGGUGAAGGGGAGAGCUUGCUGGGAGGAGGGGAGCUGGGAGCUUCCUGCAGGGUUCCUCCUCACCCUGCUCCUCUCCACCCCUGUCUAAGGCCUGCCUUGCUGUGUAGUAUGACAGCUGCACCUUUGCUAGGUGGGUAUCGCUCCAUAUGCUUUCUGUGGCAUUGGUAUUAGUUUGGCUAUUUCAUUAAAUCCAUUUUCAUUUCAAUCCAUGGCUUUUUCCCUGCUUUCCCCUUCUUUGCUGGGGAGGGAUGACUGGGUGAUGGAGUGACUGCUACAAUGUAACCCCAGGUGGGCUAAGCUUUAUAUUUUUGAGGUGAUUGAAUGUUUUAGCAGAUGGGACUCCAAGAGGAAGAUUCUUUUUUCAGGUGACAUUAAGAACACACAGUGUUAAGUGUAUCACAUUCAACCCAUCUGAAAUACAACUAACAAAUGCUUAUCCACUGUAUAUUUUUGUUAAUAAAUACUGCAGGAUCCACCCUCUA